This is a messenger RNA of Biomphalaria glabrata, 674 nucleotides long. Its product is annotated as dCTP pyrophosphatase 1-like. Lineage: Eukaryota; Metazoa; Mollusca; Gastropoda; Planorbidae. The record is from RefSeq and is a predicted model, not a curated record. Gene Ontology annotation, molecular function: nucleoside triphosphate diphosphatase activity. The transcript has 5 exons. The coding region runs from base 171 to 635 and encodes 154 amino acids. Gene Ontology annotation, biological process: nucleoside triphosphate catabolic process.
UAUAUAUAGGUAGGUGGUGUAAAGAGGGACUCAAAACUGCUUGAAUAUACAUGCCAACUAUUUUUACUAAUUUAGCCUGAUUCCGCGAAAGAUAAAAUUGUCAAGCAACACUUAAUGCAACAGAGCCCUUUUUAAAAAAGUUUUGUGGCAGAGUUGGUGCUUAACAUUAUAUGAUGGAAAAUAUUGUCACUGGACCCAGAGUUGAUGUAGAACCUGACAUUCUAUCAGAAGGAUGUUGUGGAAGUCAAGACUGUGAAAAUAAAUCUUUGAAAUUCUCUGACUUGAGUUUAGAAGAUGUACGUAAAAUGAAUGAAAACUUCAUCAAAGAACGAAACUGGGAUCAAUUUCAUAGUCCUCGAAAUGUUCUUCUAGCUAUGGUGGGUGAAUUUGGAGAAUUAUCAGAAAUUUUCCAGUGGAAAGGUGAAGUCUCAGAAGGUUUACCAGAGCUCACAGAAGAUGAACGCAAACAUGUGGGGGAAGAAAUCAGUGAUAUAUUUAUUUAUCUGGUAGACUUUGCCAGCAGAUGUCACAUCGAUCUCUCAAAAGCUGUGAUUGCAAAAAUGGCUGCUAAUGCUAAAAAAUAUCCAGUUGAUAAAGCAUAUGGUCAAGCAAACAAGUAUACAGAUUAUCAAUGAUAUUUUAGUAAAAUUAAAACCAUGUUAUAUCAAAUAUAA